CAUCACUACCGCAUUGACGUUCUAGUCGAGCAACUUCUCGAGCCAUGAGGGAGAUUCCAACCGAUAAAAUAGCUCUCUACGUAGGUACUGUUGUUGUAGCGGCUACUUUGACACCAUUUUUAAGCAAAUUUCCGAGAAGCCGCGGCAAAAAGGUCGUCUACCACAUUGCUUUCAUCGCUGUAUCCGCCUGUAUGGUCCUAUUCAUCCCGGACUGGGUGCAACACGAACUCUUUUCCCCGGGUGGCGUGCUCUUGAUCGGUAUCGUGAUUCCCGUGUAUGAAAGUGUAGUGGCGGCAUGUUCGUUAGAAAGCAAAAAUACUACAUCUUGGUUGCAAUUUUGGAUUGCAUCAGGGUCCUUUUCGUUUGCAACCGAGUUCAUGGACGAUAUCACCACACAUUUACCCAACGCAGGUGAACACUGGUACGAAUUUGAGUUUUUUCUGACCGGAUGGCUCAUGCUACCUUUUACAGAUGGAUCAGGGCUGCUUUACGAAAAGAUUACAUUACCUUACUUGGCUCCUCCAAUCACUAAACUCAAAACCAAGCUCGAAGGUUGGGUGCAGAUAUUUUUUGUCACCGUCAACACGUACUACAUGUGGAUUAUGUGGUACGCUUUUCUUCGACUCUCGGAGGAGCAACGUCGCUUUUUGGUUGUUGGACUCGGUACCGUCUACCCCUUGGCAGCCAGUACUGUCGCGUUGACUACAGCCAGUGGUCUCCAUAAGGACAAAGAGUUCUGGCUUACUUAUUGGGUAUGCUAUAGUUUACUCUUCGUUAUGAUGGACUACGCGGAGAAUUUCAUCGGCCGCAUUACAGGCUUUUACUCCGUUUGCGCAGCAGCUACUUUGUAUCUCUUCUUACCCAUGUUUCGCGGCGCUGACGUUGCUUUUCGCAAAGUGCUAGUACCACUUUCCGGGCAACACGAAAACAUGCUACUUCACGAUGCCUUGCAGGUCAAACUUGGUAUCGAGGCGGCGAUUCCCCAAGUACAGCGUGAAAAAGUUAUGAAUCGCGCGGCCAGUUUAUUUACUGUCAACACACCCAAAGAGUCGUAAAAAGACGGUGGGUACCAUACAUUCGACACUUUCCUUAGAUCAAGGUAUUCAUUACAAAUAGUUAAUUUUCGUACUAUUAACAUUCGAACCGCUCGUCGUCCUCGUCACCAUACGAUGAUGAAGGAUGCGUGCCGCUC
Messenger RNA from Phaeodactylum tricornutum CCAP 1055/1, 1192 nucleotides. RefSeq lists its product with no specific name. NCBI's taxonomy places the organism in Eukaryota, Bacillariophyta, Bacillariophyceae, Surirellales, Neidiaceae. Bases 45 to 1055 code for a protein of 336 amino acids. The transcript has a single exon. The record is from RefSeq and is a predicted model, not a curated record.